CGGACUGCUCGCCCCGGCGUGGGAGGGACCCAGCAGGCGGAGGUGACGGGCGGCUGGUUCUGAUGUCGGCUCCUUUCGAGGAGCGGAGCGGGGUGGUGCCCUGCGGGACGCCUUGGGGCCGCUGGUAUCAGACCCUGGAAGAGGUGUUCAUCGAGGUGCAGGUGCCGCCGGGCACCGUGGCUAAGGACGUGCGCUGCAGCUUGCAGAGCCGGCACAUCGCGCUGUCCGUGCGGGGCCAGGACGUGCUGCAGGGUAAACUUUUUGACUCUACAGUAACUGAUGAAGGAACGUGGACAUUAGAAGACAGGAAGCUGAUACGAAUUGUUCUAAUGAAAACAAAUCGAGAUGCUGGAAAUUGUUGGACAUCUCUGUUAGAAAAUGAGUAUGCUGCUGAUCCUUGGGUACAGGACCAGAUGCAAAGGAAACUUACACUGGAGCGAUUCCAAAGAGAGAACCCUGGAUUUGACUUCAGUGGGGCAGAAAUAUCUGGAAAUUACAGCAAAGGAGGACCAGACUUUUCUAGUCUUGAAAAGUAAACUUAUAUCUGUGUUCCUGGAGAGGAAUUAAACUUUACACUUAAAGGACUGGAAUCUUGUAACUGGUGAAGACUUCAACCAUGUUUUCAGUGGAUCGUAGUAAAGUAAGUACUUCAGUGAAGAGAAAGAAGAGCUCUUCCAGUAGAAUAAAUACCAAGUGGAACCAGCUGAAUUAUAUGCUGCCAUAACUUUCUAAUAGUAAGGGGCAAAAUACAGAGAAAAGUGUACACAAAAAAAUAACAUCUUUAAGCAGAAUAUUAGUUUGGGUUUUUUGAAACACCAUAGUUAACUAGUCAGUUACAAGUAUACCAUUUAACUAUUGCAUUUUGUACUUUGCAUGUGCCAAUUCCAUAUCAGGAAUUUUCUGCUUAAGGAUGCAGCUGAGAAGCGUUUCAACCACAGCAUUAUUCAGGAUGAAGGCUGUAUCAAACAGACCAAUAAGGGAAGAAAACAAUUGCUAAAUCUUGUUGUAUUCUGACUACUGAAACUGCUGCCUGUACUUAAGUCUUAGGUAGAAGUCUCACUGGAGGUAAAUUGCCAGCAGCUGUCUAUCAUACUCCUGAGCCUUAUUUCUAAAAUUGCAUCAUUAUUGCAGCUGGUGUACAACCAAAAGAAAUAGUCGAAGAACACUUUCAUUGUAAUUAUAUCCACUACUUGCUUGUUUGAACAAGCAAGAAUACUCCUGAAAUCAUCAAGUAUGCUCCUUCUACCUGUCACCUUUACAGAAUGUAAAUGGAUUUUGGAGAACUUGCUUUAUUCUAUAAAAGGAAGCAAUGUGGCAUCCAAUGCUGACUUAUGGCUUCUAGUACUGAAGGUGGAUGGUACAGUUAACAAAUGAGACUGCUGCAAAAGUAACUGAAGACAGAAACCAGUUAAUGUUGUGUCAAAAUGCCAAAGCACUAUCCACAGAAGUACUACCUUUUGUUAAAGCAGAUGGUUUGCAUGGGAGGGUUUUUUAUGUGUUUUGCAUAUAGAAGAAGUUUAGAAUGGUAUCUGACACUUCAGUGCAUGAGCUUUUAUUUUCUUCAUACACUUCCAAAGCUAAACUUUACUCCUGUAUCUCCUCUCUUUAUGAAGCAUAACGAAAGUCAUCUUACAGCUUAGUCUAAGGCUGACAUCACAGACAACAACUGAACUACGGAUUCAAGCAUCAUGGCUCUGACUUGUUUUAAAAGGAAAGGUUUGAACUACUUGGUUAGCUACUUCUAUCAUCUGCUUUAAGCUACAGACCUCCAAUUUUUGAAAAAUCUAAAUGAAAAUACUGAUAUUGAGGCUAUGACUUCAGUAGUAUCUACUCUGUUCUCAGUCUAUAAUAAAGGGUGGUUUGUGUACCAUCUCACAA
Molecule: messenger RNA, 1878 nt
Organism: Colius striatus (speckled mousebird)
Lineage: Eukaryota; Metazoa; Chordata; Aves; Coliiformes; Coliidae
Gene: NUDCD2
Product: NudC domain containing 2
Exons: 4
Coding region: 63-536 (157 amino acids)
Biological process (GO): protein folding
Cellular component (GO): cytoplasm
Source: RefSeq, a predicted model, not a curated record